Messenger RNA from Penicillium cosmopolitanum, 1305 nucleotides. RefSeq names its product oxidoreductase. Gene Ontology annotation, molecular function: nucleotide binding. The coding region runs from base 1 to 1305 and encodes 434 amino acids. The record is from RefSeq and is a predicted model, not a curated record. NCBI's taxonomy places the organism in Eukaryota, Fungi, Ascomycota, Eurotiomycetes, Eurotiales, Aspergillaceae. The transcript has 6 exons.
AUGGAAGAGUCAUUCGAUCAGGCAGCCCCGGAGGUUGGCGAGGAGGAAGCGCGCAAGGUGAAGGCGCUCAUUCGAUGGAUUUUGCAAUAUGCUCCCGCGAAGAGACCUUCGGCUAGGGAAAUCUUAGCUGAUCCAUGGUUUUGCGAGAUUGACGUUGAGAGUGGCUCGCCCAAUGCCAUCAUCAUGUCGCAAAUCAACGUCGGAAUAGUUGGAUACGGGAAUUCUGCCAAAGUCUACAACCUUCCAUACUUGCUACCUCACCCUGAGUUUCAAGUCUACGCUUUUCUUCAACGUUCAGCAGCUCCCUCAGAUCUAGCGAGCGCUAAGCCAGGAUCUCACUGCACUGUCGACUUCCCACAAGCAAAGCAUUAUCGAACAUCAGACGAGUUUUUUGCCGAUGAGGAGAUUGAGUUAGUCAUUGUUUGCACCCAGUUCGACACACAUGCCGAGUUUGCGGGAAAGGCUUUGAAUGCAAAUAAGCAUGUUGUCGUUGAAAAGCCUUUUACAACAUCGAGCGAAGAAGCCGACAGGCUUAUUGCACUUGCCAAGACAAAGAAUAAAGUCUUAACCGUGUAUCAGAAUCGGCGUUGGGAUGGCGACUUUCUGACGCUGCAACACAUCCUCGACAAAGGCGUAUUGGGAACAGUUACAGAAGCCGAAAUCCACUAUGACUUCGAAAAUCCGCCCUGGCUAAGCUAUAUGACCGCCAAAGGCUAUACUCCCGGUGAUGGAAAUAUGUUUGGCCUUGGCUCGCAUACGAUUGACCAAGCCUUGGUACUCUUUGGCAGACCUAAAUCUGUUAUUGGAAUCAUGACCGUUCUACGGGGCAUUGAAAGUGAGACUGAAGAUAGCUUCACUUUGAUCCUGCAGUAUGAUGGCCAGUUGCUGGUUACUGUGAAAACGACAAUCGUUACGCCCAUGGUGAGCCAGCCAAAGUACCUUAUUCGAGGGACUAAGGGGUCAUACAUGAAGUUUGGAACGGAUGUACAAGAAGAACAAAUCCUGUCGGGGAUUCAAUCUACAAGCGCAGAAUUUGGCAUAGGAGACCCGAAUGAUGACGGUAUAUUGACUACGUACGAUGAAUUUGACGGCAGAUACCAAACCUACAACUCAAAGGCAAAGAAAUAUUCCGGAAAAUAUCCAACUCUGCCUGGAAGGAAUCGAGGUUAUUAUGAAAGCGUAGCCGACGUACUCAGGGGAAGAGCGGAGCUAAAUGUUCAACCCGAGCAGUCACGCGAUGGCGUCCGUCUAAUGGAAUUGGCACGGGAAUCCUAUCUUACAGGCAGGACGGUUCUUUGGUCGUGA